This is a messenger RNA of Dracunculus medinensis (Guinea worm), 1155 nucleotides long. The record is from the annotation of a GenBank genome assembly. Lineage: Eukaryota; Metazoa; Nematoda; Chromadorea; Rhabditida; Dracunculidae.
AUGGCCUCUUAUGCGUUGGCAUUGUUUUAUUGGGGAUGGCUUGGAGAUCGUGUUAACUCUCGAAAUGUUUUAAUUAUUGGAAUGAUUGGAUCGGCUGUAAUGCUCAUUUUGUUUGGAUUUGUUCCAAAAUGGCGAAAUUUUUAUUCUUACUGGUAUUAUAUUUUAAUUUAUAUAUUAUUUGCGUUAUUUCAAGCAUGUGGUUGGCCGAAUGUUAUUGCCAUCAUGGGCAAUUGGUACAGUGGUAGUAAUCGUGGUUUCGUCAUGGGCAUUUGGUGUUCCUGCCAGGCUAUUGGCAAUAUAUUCUCUUCUUUGCUCAUCGCACUAAUUUUGCCUUUUGGAUAUGAGUAUACUUUCUUAUUAAAUUCAUCGCUUAUGAUUCUCGUGGCCUUAUUCGUAUUUCUAAUCGAAAAUGCUCCUAGAAGGUGCAGCGUUCCAUCAUUCAAUAAUACGCACGAUGAAGAUUCGUUAAAUCGGACUGGAAGACAUCUUGGUCUUUUCGAAGCUCUUUUGUUACCUGGUGUUAUUCCAUAUUCUCUUUGUACUGCAUGCCUCAAACUUGUCAAUUAUGCGUUUUUCUUUUGGUUACCUCUCUGUUUGAGUGCGCGAUUCGGGUGGACAGAACAAAGUGCCAAUUUUUUAUCUAUUUGGUUUGAUAUUGGUGGUAUUAUUGGGUCGAUGCUUGUUGGAGUCAUUUCGGAUCGAUGUGGUUGUAAGAGUCCAAUUGUAGUGCUCAUAUUGUUGUGUGCUAUAGGUGCACUUUUUUUAUACACACAUGUUGGCGGUAAUGUUUUUGUUAAUGCAUUGAUUAUGACUUUUGUCGGCUUUACUGUUUCGGGGCCAUAUAAUUUUAUCGCAGCUACUAUUUCGAUUGAUCUUGGAUCACAACCACUAUUUUCUUCAAAUGCAGAGGCAAUGGCGACAGUAUCUGGUAUCGUUGAUGGUAUUGGUUCACUUAGUUCUGCUUUUGGACAAUUAAUAAUUCCACUUAUUGAGAUUCGAUUUGGAUGGGAUUAUGUGUUUUAUUUUUUCAUCAUAUUGGUGAUUUUAUCAAUUUUCCCUUUAUUGCGCCAAUGUUUCGCUGAUUUGAAGACGUUUUGGAUGCUUCAUGAAGAAGGAGCUAAUGCGCAAAAUGAAACUGAACCUUUGCUCGAAUAA